This is a messenger RNA of Trichoderma atroviride IMI 206040, 2884 nucleotides long. The record is from RefSeq and is a predicted model, not a curated record. NCBI's taxonomy places the organism in Eukaryota, Fungi, Ascomycota, Sordariomycetes, Hypocreales, Hypocreaceae.
AUGAGCGAAUUCCAAAGCACUCCUUUACAUAGAGCUGCCGGGAAAGGUAACGGAAAGGCAAUAAAACAUAUGAUUCAUAAUGAACGAGGUUUUCAGCCAGAUGAGUUACUUCAGAUCUUGAAACUUCAUGAUCCAGACCAAAGAUCUGGAAAGACUGCUUUGUCCCUUGCUGCUAUUGCCGAAAAUCUAGGAGCUCUGCAUGCACUUCUAGAUUUCGAUGCCAGCAUAGCAGAUACGCCAGAUACGACAUUCGAAGAGGCCUUGAAAAAAGGCAAAGAAAAUGUCGUCGAAGCAUUUUUGCAACAACCUGAACUCAGACGGAAAUUUGCCACUACCGACUACAUUCUUUUAGCGAUUCAACCAUUGAAAGAAAUAAACGAAGAGACAGUCAAAGAUGAGAAACAUACUGAGAGAUAUAACAAACAAGUGGAGGUCAUCAAUGCUCUGAUCAAAGCUGCUGAGGGCCAGCAGAGUGGAACUGAUGAAAGAGUGAUUGAGAAGAUAAUUCAGCUCAACUUGGAGAGCUUCUGGAGCGAAAAUGAAACCAUUUUCAAUUCCGACACGUCUGGGCUACUUCAUCUGGCUGUCCAGCACCAAAAUGUUGGAUUUGUGAAGAAAUUUCUGCAAUACGAUGAGUUGGUCACUACCCAGGUUCAUGACCACUACCCACUCUGGCACAACAACAAUAUUAUGGAAAAUUCUACGUCUACUCAUCGGGCGUUGAAAGAUGAUGAUAGCAAAAGAAUCCACAAGGAAAUUCGCAAUCUCAUAGUUGCAGCGACUAUUAAGAGCAAAAAGGUUCGCAACAUGCAGGACUUGGUCGAGAUUUUUCAGCUGUCUGACGUCAACGAACUGUGUUUUGAUCUUUCACGAUUCAAAUCGGAGGAUUACAGCGUUUCGGACUUUGUUCAUUCGCUCAUCAAUCAUCAAGACUAUGCCAAUCUACUAUCUUAUGAAGAGACGCUUAAAUAUGCCACGUUUCCGGCCCUAGAUCUCAAAACUGACAACAAAGAGAUAUUUGGCGGAAAUAUUCAAUUUGACCACAAGGAGAUUUUCAUGACUCUAGAUUGGUUAAAGAAGGUGAAGAACGUCAAGCAUAUUAUCGAACUGACAGUUCUAGAUCGACUUGUGAAUCCUCAUGAUGAGGUCAUCAUAGGCACCUAUGUGAAACAGUUUGAGGUGGAAGCUCUCAACUGGAGAUUAUUAGACCUGUCUAUAUCGGUUUUCAAGAACUCAAAUUCUUCUGAGAACAAUGCACUGCAACAAAUCCGAGAGCUUCAUCUUUAUACCGGCGGCAAGCGAGCAGUAAUCAGUCACUGGUUGAGCGAUGAUGGGAUCCGCUCCCUUACAAAUGUAGUCGGUGUUAGUAUCCGGCCGUGGAAUCCGACAAAGGAAAGAGAAGCAGACUUGGGAGAGAUCGGCUCUGUGACAUUCCGUCCAACCAGAGUUGCCGUGAUCGAUAAUGGGAUUUUUAGCUUUUCCCCAUUGGUAAAAACUCCAGCCAUCUUAAACGCCACUAAUAUUUCUGAAACUUCAUCUGCUCUCAAUUCAACAGAGUCUUUGGAGAUCAACAGCAAUGCUCCGAACGGAUACCAAAAUGGGAAAGGUGGUAGACCCAAGACUUUGUGGUCACGCAUCCAGAAUGGCCGAUCUUUCGUAGACGACGAAUCCAGCCUUAGUCCUUGGCUAUUUGCGUCUGAUCCGCAUGGAACCCAGAUGGCAAAUAUGAUAUGUGCCAUUGAUCCUUGUUGUGAUCUUUACGUGGCCAAGGUGGCUGAAGGGAGAUCUGGCAUCAUCCCGGCGCGAGUUGAACGAGCUAUCAAGUGGGCAAUAAGCCAAAAUGUCGACAUUAUCUCCAUGAGCUUCUCCAUUCUAGAAGGAACACAAGGACUCGAUAAUGCUUGUGCCGAUGCUUGGCACAAUGGAAUCAUCAUACUCUGCAGCACCCCUGACGAAGGCUUAAACACCGAGAAAAGCUGUAUAUCGGGUUACAGCGAUACGAUGACCAUUACGGCUUGUGACGAAUUUGGAAUAUUGAGCCCAAAUGCACCGCCAGACUAUAAUUAUGCAAUUAAAGGCAUCGACGUGGCUGCGGGCAAGGUCCCCUUUCUUGAUUCAAAGGACUGCAUAUCAGGAAGUUCAGUCUCUACAGCCAUUGCUGCGGGAUUGAGUUCACUGAUUUUGUCUUGCGAUCGACUGGCAAAGGAACGUCGCAGUUAUGAGCGAGGUGAUAGAGCUAGAAUUGUGAAGCAUCAUUUUGGAAAAAUGGCUGCAACAAACAAGAAAUACAUCAUCUUGGAAAGGUUUGCAGGGAUUGACAAGAAGAUUCAGGAUGGCCGAUACAUUGACGCCCGGGACAUCAUAGAAGGAUUUUUUGCUGAAGAGAAGUAUAGUGAGUAAAGCCGGGCAAGUUUCUUUCUCAUGUUUUUUUUUUGUACUAGAUCUCCCCAGCCCCAGACGUACCUGGUGGUUUAAUUUUUAAUACGAAUACGUUUCAUUUGUUUCGAGCAAAAGUAGUGGCCGCAUCUCUUCAUGCCUAAGCUUACAUGGUGCGUAGAAGCUUUUAGUAAGAGAGCCAUUGGACCAUUGCUUUGGGGAGCCGUCAACCUAUCUGUCGACAUAUCACCACUUUUAUAAGGCCACACCAAAGAGGUUUGCAAUCCGUCAUGGUUUGUAACCAAGACCUCCGAUAUCGUGGCAUCCAAUCUUGUGAUUUCAAAUACAUGUGCCAAGCACGAGCACAAGAUGUACCAUUAAGGAUGAUAGUUGUGCCUGUAGAUAGAACGGCCGCUUACACGGUUUAUAGCUCUCCACUCAGAUGCACUUGAUUCAACGAAAGCCUCCAAAAGUAAAGUCGGGCUUUGUGAGUUAAUCAACACACACG